AUGCGGUUGAAUCCGGUGGAUUUUGACAUGUUCUCUCCCGCGUUUGUUCCCACGCCCAUGAAAAGCAAGGCGAUCGCGCAGCAACAGUACGACAAAGCGUCCACUUCCGGAGCCGGACGAGCAGAAAAUGCUGCACCCAUGGCCGCGCAGACGCCGAUUUUUGGAAGCCGUGGAGGUGCGGUUUUCAACGAUGAGAAUCUGUUUUUUUCUGCGGGAAGACCAAACGGAGAUCUUCCUGUCCAUCAAGAAGAGGAAAACUUGCUGAGCCUUUCACGCUUGAGCAUGAGCUCUAUCAAGCCGGCCGCGUCGCAGUCAUUUCUCGGCGGAAGUGUUGGAAGAAGGGAUCAUUUUGCUGCUGGAGCAGGAGACGAUAUUUUCGGCGACGCGGGCCACGACGCUCCUGCAGCAGCACAAGGGGGAGCAAAGAGUCCGAGCAUCAAGCUGGAUAACAACUACAGCUUUCAAAGCGACCCGCUCGCCGCACUCAGGCUACAACCGCAGCUGUCUGGGAUGCUACAAGCAGACGGCGUGGCAAAAAGCAGCAAUCUAUUGGAACAAGACAGGGAUCUCCUCGAUAUAGACGACAAUGUGCUCACCAACCGCUCGGUUGCGGUGGACGAGGAAUUUUUCAGCAGUUUGUCCCCCGUCGACCAGGGGAUCUUGAUUGAACAUUUGCAAAAGAGCGGGGAUCUGCUGUCCGCGGCGCAUCUCGAGAAUCAGAUCAUUACGAUGUCGGCAAUAAACAGGUCGGAUAUCGAUAUGGUGAUCACGGGGGACGACGAGGGAAGAGUAGGAGAAGGAGCCCAGAAGCAGCGGCAGACCGGUGACGUUCCCGCUCGUACAGGACACCUCCAUGGUCCAGUAUCAUCGUCAGGAGUGGAAGGACUCGCCGGUGUGGACGGGGGUGUCGAUGGCGCAGCAAGGACGACGUACUUAUUCUUCGAAGAGGUCUUCUGGAAGGAGAUGUGGAUGUCUUUAGAUAGAAUUUUAUUUGCUUUGAGCGAACACCGAGCCAAAAGAACUUUCUUGCAGACUACUUUGUACCUACGUGGUCCAGAAAUCAAAGCAAAAAUUUUUAUCUUUCACAGGGGAGGUCAUGAAAUCGAUAAUGCAGCCGACGCCAUGCAAAUUCAGCGAGCAAACGAGCCAGCGACCCCGGCCUUCGAGGCCACUGCCGGCGACAAAGCAGGCCCGCUCGACGUCAACAUCGUCGCGUCGCCGAAUAGCGCUAGCGGUCCUGAAGUUUUGGAUCAACAAGUAGGAGCAGGCCCACGAGCAUCGCACCUCCAGGGUAUGAUGCUCCUCGACCCCGCAAAAAUCCAUGCGAGAAACAAGGCUUCGAACGACAGUAGUUCAUCUCAACACGACCAGGACAUGUCGAUGCAGAUGCUUCGGGACGGUAGUGCUAGACCCGACAUCCAAAUGUCCGCGUUUCGUCGCGGUGGAGCGAACCUCUUGCGGGGCAACAUGAUGGUGCAGCAAUCCGCUCUGCGCGGCAGCGCUGUUGCAAACGCGGAUGACGUAAGCGACCUGUUGCAGGGCGUCAACCUGAGCCAAGAAAUUCAGUUCAACGACGGCCUACUGAUGCACCAGCUACAGGACGGGGGAAUGGGAAACAAGAGCAAGCGGGAUUCCAGCAAAAUCGAGCUAGACGACCCCGUGUUCGAGCAAGGGCAUGACAGUCUGCAGUUCGACGAGCCGGUGUUUGCGGAGGAUGCUGUUGUUGACGAAAAUCAAAAGGACGACAGUAGAGAGCGAGCGUCUGCUCCUCGACGACCGCUCGCAGGAAACCACGAGAGCAAAGAAGUGACUCCACCCGGUGCUGUUGCCGCCGCAAGCGAUGACGAAGAGCGACUGAAAUUGACGCCGCUUGAGGUACUACUUGGAUUUACGAAUAAUGAUGAGCACAAGAACUACCUUAGGCGUAGAUCUGUGGUGGUUUCUGUCGACAACGUGGUGAUCUCAACAUGCAUCAGAGACUGCUGGUGACCUCGAGCUCAACACGUAUUUUAUCGCCCGUUGUGGAUUCAGAAUUUAUUUGAAUUGCACCUCAGGUAUCCAUCCUCGCGAGUCGUAGUCUUUCCGCGAUGGAGAAGCGUGCUUACCUAUCCGGCAUCAGAACCCCGCGCUCCGUUGCGCGUAGCUCGGCAGUGGGAAGAAAUCGACGGGGCAGUAUCUCCGCGUCUCCCGAUAGUAAAGGCAAAGAGUCCAGCGGGGACUUCCGGGGGUUCGGACGGGGAAAUUUGGACAACUACCAGGUGGACGACCGGAGGAGAAGGAAGAUUUUGGAAAACUUGGAGCGACACAACCAGCUUGCGAGAAAUCCUAACGAUCUUUACGGCGAGAACAAGCACGACUACCAGUACGGAGCCGGUACAACAAUAGAGGCUCCGACCACGCCCUUGCCCGCGCCAAACAAACUGGAUUUUCUGCUGGCCAGGAGCGCGUCGCAGCGUGAGAUGGUGGUCGGGGAUGAGUUCUUUGAUCUGGGAGGUGUUUUCAACAGUGCGAAAAGAGGCAGGGUGAAUGUUGAAAGCCCGCCCAUGGUCUUCACUCCCGGAGGUGGAAGGUCACACGGAAUACGCAACAAGGACAAUGUAAUGAGUUACUUCCGACCGGCCGCGGCCCGUGGUCCAGACGGCACGCCCUCCUCCAUCCUGGAGCGCAGCGAAAGUCGGUUGCGGUUGAAUCCCGACCCGUUUUCCGCGAUGGACGACGACGACGGAGAUCUUUUUCGCAACAGCUCCAUGAACUCCCUAACGCCCGGGGCCGUUCCGUUCGACUUUCGUCCAGGCGAGAUGAACUCGCAGUCGCUGCCCCCGGUAAACUUCAACUCCACACAGGCAUCCGAAAUUGACCUUGCUGAGGGUGGAGAUGCUGCAGGCGCGUUUUCAAUUCACGGGGAAGAUCAGGGCUUUGCUGCGGGUGUGCUGGCGGGCGGAGGCGACUUUUGCGACGACUUUGAAGCUGGUGCCGGGGGAAAUGUUGACGAAGACCGCCUCAGCACCGGUAGAAGUAGCUUCGGGUUGAAAUUCAACUUCAAGGAUCCGGCAGCAGGAAGCGGAAGUCGAAGUGCGCACGGGCAGCAGCGGCCGCCUCAAAACGAUGGUCGACAACAGAACCAACUGGACCCCCGCAGGAUUUCCCGGCCCUCACCAAAUGCAAACGAGCAGCUACUUCCAGAUAGCAUGCAAAGACGGCGGGACUUGUUCCACACGGUGAAGAAAUUUGAAGCCAAGGACAACCUUUUCCCCAAAGCCUCGCCGGUUACCGGUUUCCCCAACAACCUGCAGGACGAAAGCGGUCUCGCGUCGGGGAAGCUGCGAAACAAAGGCAGCACAUCGAUGGACCAGCAGCAAGUACAACCGGGAACAGGGAAGCACCGGACGAAGAAGCAGAAACGACAGCGGAAACUGGAACUGCAGCAGCAGCGCGCGUUGAAGAACAAAAGCGCGCUGGUGCUGUCCGACGCUCAGCUAGAAGCUUGGCAGACGGAGGAGAACCGGCGGAAGAUCACCCACACGUUGGUAGUCCGCCCGGAGAUGGAAACUUCGCUGCGGUUCGGGGGGCCUUCUAUUAGCACAGCUGGUGGUCCAUCAGGCGUUCUUUCCUCGUUGUACUCCGCAGCGCAUCUUCCGGGGAGCAAAGUCCUCCCAACCUGCACCAGUUUGUUGAAAAACCGGCCGAACGCGCGCCAAUACGAGAAGUUUCGGACACAAAAACACUUGUACUAUCUCGAUCACCCAGACUUGUUCGUCUCCGCCGAGCAGUUGCAGGACGGAGAGGAGGAAUUGAAACACACUUUCGCACGCUGGUACACGGGCUUCCAGCAGGGAAAACCGCCCCUCGUUGGGAACAAGAAUACGAAAUCCAUGCUCGAUCUGGAUCAGUUAGGAUUGGUGUGGAACAAAGCGGCAGGGGUUGACGUGGCGAGACUGCAAUUGUUGAAGCAGGGUGAAGGGGGUGUUGGUGGGCGUGAGUUUGUUAACCAAGGAGAUGACAAGUGGGGUCGAAGCAGUUUUGGGGACAGAAACAGCGACUUCAUCAUUGACGACCACAAUAACGAUUACGACGCUCCUGGUAGUGCAGGAGCUCGCGCGCGAUCAGUACAGAAUCAAGACACGAACAGGAGCUUGGUUUCGCCCUCCUGUGUAGUUGACCAAGGCGGAUUUGAUAUGACCGUACACGAUGAUGAAAAGCGGUCCCAUUCUCCCCCGAAAAAGCGGAUCUUUUCGGAGAAGUUGUUCGUGCCGAGCGAAAUGGGCAGUCAGCCACCGGUGGUGGAUGUCGAAAUGAACAGUCAGCAACAAGUUCUUUCGGAUUUGCUGAAAAAAGGAAGGAACCACGAUUUCGAUUCCGAGCAAAAUCGAGGUCGUCACCUUGCAAACGUGACGCCGGGCGCUGAACAUCAGGAGGUUGUUCCUGGCGUAGGCGUUGAUCAAGAGCGAAACAAAACCAGCAACAACGCCAGCCAACCCGACCGCAUGCUGUUCAGCGCCAGAGCCUUCCGACCGGAUGCUUUCGGUCAUCAGUCCGGAUUUCUGGACUCCCAGCGUGGCCUGUGUUCGCAACCCGACGCAUCGUAUUUCGUUUCGCAGCAAGACAUGCCAGUGCAGCCCGAGUCUUCGCAGCACGGUAUGAUACUGGACGCACAGGCUCAGCGCGCUUUCCUCAACGAGGGAAAUUUCUCCGGCAAAGACAGACCUCCACUUUCGCCGAUUUUCUCCGACAUAGGGUCUCGAUCUGUAGUUGGCGGUGCAGCCGCUGGGGGUUCAGAGAGAAGUGGACGCAGCGGGUCUCCUGUGCGAGGGGACGAGGUUCUUCCCAGGAACCAGCAGAACAGUGCGCCGCUGUUCUCCUCCGCAGCUUUCGAACCUGGGAGCCUGGUUCCGAGCGCGGAGCCCGUGUCCGAUAGGAAAGAAGUAGAAAGAGUUGCGGGAAACCAGGCUGUUGUUCACAACUACAGCAACAAGAUGGAAGAAAGUCAAGACCUCCAACUCCACUUCGAGAACGAGCCAGGAGAACAUGAUAGAGGUGAAUUGCGAGGUCGCAGUCCCUUGCGCAGGUCACAACCGUCCUCGUUGAUACCACAGUAUAAUCAAGAGGCGCGUGCUGUCAGCAGCGGGGAUGGUUGCUCACCGAAGGAAGGCGGCGGAAGAGGAGUGGUCCAUCUAGUACUAUCUGGCGAUCGAAGACCAGACCAACUGAUAGCUCCUGCCCAUCAGCAGCAUGAUCAUGUUGAGCAGACGCGUCUAUCGGCUGCCGGCGCUCGCGGGCCUCCACACCGACGCGGCAGCUUUGGCCAGGUAAUCACCUCCGCGGCGCAGAAUUUGAUCCCGGGAACGGCUGCUCGAAGGAGAUUCAACAUCGCGGCGGACCAUCAACCACGACGAGCAAGCCGAGAUAUGAGCAAUGAUGGAGCUGAUUUUGAAGACCUGUCUCCGAACCAAAUUGCGGACCAGCAGAACUUUUACAUUCCCUCGCCCGGGUUUCUUUCCGCGGACAAAUUGUCGCAGCGAGACGAUGAGGAGCAAGCGUCCUCCGGUCGUGGAGGGCCAGCACGGGAGCAGCAACAGGGUGGCACCAGGAGCCUCUUGAAAGGAAAUGCACGACAAGGGGAAGUAUCAGCAGCAAAGAUGAUAAGUCCGCAACAAGCACCUGGUGCUGCAGAAGCAAACGCGCAGCUGCGACAGCUUGACCAUCGUGAAGAAGAUGCUAAUAUCGAUUUGAUUCGCGACAGAAGAUCGUCGCAGUUUCAACGCAGAAGCUUCGCCCUGUGGCGGAAUUCGCCUGCUGGGCGGGGUCUUCAUGAUUUUAACAUCAGCGGGCCGGAACUGGAGGAAGAGCAGCUUGUUGUCGACGCAGAAAUCAUGAACAACGUCGGUUCACGACAGGAGCAAGCUUCAGCUGCGUCAACAUCACAAAUAAACAUGCAGAGCAACCCCCGCAAAAGUAGAGCAUCGGGAGGAGGAGCCGAAAGAACGCCGGGGGGCCGCUCCAUUCAUCUCCAGAAGAAAACGCGAGGGGGAGACGUCGAAAAUGAAGCAGAUGCUGGUGGUCAUGAUGCGCCUCCCUUUGAUGUGCAGCACGAAGGUGCGCACGAUGAUGUCGUCCCUCAGGAGCAUUUUUUGGAUGAAGGCACAGCUUUCGACCACCAGGAAGGCGGCGGUGCCGACAACUACAUCAGCCAGGUAGAUUUUAUGAAUUAUCCCACGCCCGGCGGUAACCACUCCCUUCCGUCCUCCUCACCGUCGCUAAAAUUCAACUUUCUUCCCGGAAAACCCAAAAACCCAGUAAUUCACCGACCCCAGCACGAAAACAAGCUGGCGAAAUUUCUGGGCGAAAACCCGCCGCCGGUACUGCUGGAAAAGUUUUUGACCACGGAUACGGAAGAUGCCGAUAAUUGCGGACUUACCAGAACUUGUGAUGCGGAGUUCGCAGCGCUCGCGUUUUACGAGUUGCUCGAGCUGCGAACGGAGGGCAAGGUGGAAGUAGAACAAGAAGUCGCUUACUGCGAUAUUCAGAUUUUACCAUCACCACUCGGAAGUGCGGGCGGGUUUAAUUUGUGAGAAGAUACGGCCAGCACGGGCUUCGUUACCGUUGGCGUUGUAGUUAUACACUCGGAAGUACUAGUAGGAGCUGGUUUGUCGUGCCGGUAUUUGCUUGUGUCUGUGUUGAGCACACCGAAGCUAUAUCAAAAAAAUUGAUGAUAAUUUUAACUAAAAAAAACUUUCUGGACAUGGUUGAGCUGAAAUUUGACGUAUUUUGUCCUGAGAAAAAUUCAACAUCACGUAGACAGCAAUAGAUAGACGUAGACAGCAAUUUGAGAUUUUUCAGUUCUUGAGUUUGUUACUUAGCCGAAGAUCAAUUAUACGCAGAACAAUGGGUAGGUCCCUGCACCUACUGCUAGAGCCGCCUCGGCCUCGAAACUGCUAAAUAUAAUGAAACUAGUUACACCAGACAGAGUAUCCGUGUACAACUCUUCCGUCCCUAUUCAUCACCACCCAGAAUGAAAUUGUAUGGACACUGAAGAAAACCUGUCAGGUUUUCUGAAGUUGAAAUUGUAUUCACCAUGUAUCGAUUGUGCUCUAACGCCUGACAACCUCAAGCAAUUGAUUUGCGGAGUUUGUUUUAU
Molecule: messenger RNA, 7135 nt
Organism: Amoebophrya sp. A120
Lineage: Eukaryota; Dinophyceae; Syndiniales; Amoebophryaceae
Source: the annotation of a GenBank genome assembly